Messenger RNA from Colletotrichum chrysophilum, 900 nucleotides. RefSeq lists its product as uncharacterized. NCBI's taxonomy places the organism in Eukaryota, Fungi, Ascomycota, Sordariomycetes, Glomerellales, Glomerellaceae. The record is from RefSeq and is a predicted model, not a curated record. The transcript has 5 exons. Gene Ontology annotation, molecular function: carbon-sulfur lyase activity. The coding region runs from base 1 to 900 and encodes 299 amino acids.
AUGACAUCCGAAGAACCCAAGCAAACCUAUCGCGGCAACUGCCACUGCGGCGCCUUCGUCUAUGAAGUCCGCCUCCCGGAGAUCAAGAGUGCAGUCGACUGCAACUGCAGCAUCUGCUCCAAGAAGGGCGCUCUUUGGGUCAUGCCCGCUCCCGAAGACUUCAAAGUUGUCAAAGGCGCCGCGAGCGAGCUCUCCAGCUACAACUUUGGCUCUGGUAACAUGACCCAUAAGUUCUGUGGUAACUGUGCUACCGAGAUUAUGGUGGACUUCCCCAACGGGCCGCCAGGUAUGAAGUUGGGGUUGAAUGUGCGCUCAAUCCAAGACCUGGACAUUUUUGCGCUCGAGAAGAAACCGUUUGACGGCGCGUCGCUUGGAGACAAGUACGCCCCUCAUGCGCACAAAGGUUCCAAGCCGGCCGAAUUUGAGGGUGGGAAGGCGUACACGGGCAGCUGUCACUGCGGCGAUGUCACCUUCGCGGUGUUCAGCAAUCCCAUGGAUGAGACAUGGGUAGGGGAAGGUCUCAUGGGAGGCAUUGUCGAGUGCAACUGCAGCAUCUGCGCGCGUAACGGUUACGUCUGGAUCAAACCCCCCGCCGAGCAGGUCGUAUUGGCUGGAGACGAAGACAAGAUUGGCCGGCACGUAUUCAACUACGGGAUCCUGGCCAAGACCUUCUGCAAGAGAUGCGGCGUCCCAUUGACGAACGAGUGCAGGUCCCUGAGCGACGAGGAGCUCGCUGGUAUGGCGGAGAUAGCGCAGUACUACCACAAAUUGUGCCAACAGGUGCAUCCCGUCAACGCUCGGGUCAUUGACGGGCUAGACCUCACGCGCCUGCAGAUUCGCCAGGUCAACGGUGCGGGAGACCUCAAGCCGGCAGACACAAACCCAUAUGUGAACCCCUGA